AAAGAAGUGAGAGAAAAGGAUUGGUAGAGAGAGAUAGGGAGAUAGAUAGAGAGAGAGUAAGAAAAAAGAGCUGAUAAUUCAGAGUAUGUUUUUCUUUGGUUUCGGAUUUUUAAUUUAUUUUGAUUUCUGGGUUUGAAUUUGUCAGCUUCAGUUCUUCCUCUGAAACUAUGAAACUUUUAUUUUGUUGAGAUUUGUGAACUCCCAUUUCUUGGUCAAUUUUUCAAGUUUAAGUAAGAGUAACUCUCUUUAUGUAUGAAAUCCCCAAAAAAAAACAAAUUGGGUUUCUUUUUUCUUCUUCAAUUUCUGAUCUAGAUCAUUUUUUUCAAUUCUUGGGACAUCAAAUUGCAUCUGGGUUUGAGAAAUUUCAUCAGAUUUUUGUGGGUUUUUCUUGAUUUUUGGGGGGUUUAAAUUGUUGGGUGUUCUAAAGGUUGAGUCUUUUUUGGGGGUUUUUGGGAUUUUGAUGAUUUUGGAAAAUUAGGGGUUUUUUGUGACAUGGGAUUUGGUAGUGAUGUAGCAAAAGUGGAGACUUGGGCUGAUGUGGAAAAAUCAAAAGAGGGAAGAAAAAAGAAGAAAGAAGAAGAUGAUUCUGGUGAAGAUACUGGAUGUUGGAUUAAGCUAAGGUUUAUAGGUAGCUGCAUUACUUCAAGAUCCAAAGUUGAUUCUUCUGUCAGUGGAACAAGUACUAAUUAUGCUGAAAGCAAAUCCCCAAAUGAUGCUAGCAGAGAUCAGCCCGUUACUGCAGUUGUCUCAUCUACAACAACUAGUAAUGCUGAAAGCAGCACAUCAACAUCCAAGCUAGAAGAAGAACUCAAAGUUUCCUCCCGGCUUCGUAAAUUCAUGUUUAAUGACUUGAAGUUAGCAACUAGAAACUUUAGACCUGAGAGUCUACUUGGUGAGGGUGGUUUUGGGUGUGUGUUUAAGGGUUGGAUUGAAGAAAAUGGUACUGCUCCAGUGAAACCUGGUACAGGUCUUACUGUUGCUGUUAAAACACUCAACCAUGAUGGACUUCAGGGUCACAAAGAAUGGCUGGCUGAGGUGAAUUAUUUGGGUGACCUUAUUCAUCAAAAUUUGGUCAAACUUAUUGGCUACUGUAUUGAAGAUGAUCAAAGGCUUCUUGUUUAUGAAUUCAUGCCCCGAGGAAGCUUGGAGAAUCAUCUUUUUAGGAGGUCUCUACCUCUCCCAUGGUCCAUCAGAAUGAAAAUUGCUCUUGGUGCUGCUAAGGGUCUUGCUUUUCUCCAUGAAGAAGCCGAAAAGCCAGUGAUAUAUCGUGAUUUCAAGACCUCAAAUAUCUUAUUAGAUGCGGAAUACAAUGCAAAACUCUCCGAUUUCGGACUUGCCAAAGAUGGCCCCGAGGAAGGUAAGACUCAUGUAUCUACACGAGUGAUGGGAACAUAUGGUUAUGCAGCUCCGGAGUAUGUAAUGACAGGCCAUCUGACUUCAAGAAGCGACGUUUACAGCUUUGGAGUAGUUCUCCUGGAAAUGAUCACUGGUAGGAGAUCUAUGGACAAAAACCGGCCAAAUGGAGAGCAUAACCUCGUUGAAUGGGCAAGGCCACAUCUUGGAGACCGAAGAAGAUUUUAUCGAUUGAUAGACCCUCGGCUUGAAGGUCAUUUCUCUAUAAAAGGCGCUCAGAAGGCGGUGCAGUUGGCUGCUCAUUGCCUUAGCCGUGACCCAAAGGCCCGUCCUUUAAUGAGUGAAGUUGUAGAUUCCCUGAAGCCUUUGCCCAACCUGAAAGACAUGGCUAGUUCAUCUUACUAUUUCCAAACCAUGCAAGCAGACCGUAUCAGGGCCAGCCCAAAUGCUCGAAAUGGUCAACUUAUUGGUCCCCAUCAAAGGAACGGGCAGCAACCAGCCUUAAGGAGCCUCUCGAUACCACAUGGUUCACAUGCUUCACCAUAUCAUCAUCAUCAGUAUCAACCUUCACCUAAACCUAGUGGAAAAUCCUAGCUCUGGGGUCAGUUCGUAUCUUGUUCUGCGAGCUGUUUAUCAUUCUUUUCUCCCCUAGCUUCUGAUCUUUUUUCGUGCAGUCAUCAGCUAAUAUAAGUAUAUGAUCUCGACAUCAAGGCCCUUUGCUCCUUGAUCAAAAUGAAAAGGGACAGGGAGAAGAAAAAAAAAAACAAAAAGAAAGAAGGUAACAGAAGACAAUGUAUGAAUUAUGCACCUAUUAUCUUUCAGUCAGGGCUCUCUGUAAAGGAGUUAAUUGUAAGAAGAGGUGAAGCUUUGUGGGCCGGAAAUUUCAUGUCAAAAUUCAUAAUGUUGACAUUAGUCAAGCUUGAAAAUAUGAAAAGAGUGAAGUUUCACUGUUUGAUACCUCACUUGUCCUUAGUUUUGCUAUGCUUUUCAUCUUCUUGAAAGGGCCCUGCAUUUGCUGUAUAGAUUUUGCUUGCUUGCUGUAGAAACAGUCAAGUAUUUAAUUAGUUCAAACUUGUGUUUAGGGCUCAGACACCGACCUCUCGGUUGAUCUGGGGUUCAAGACCAGUUUGGUAUAAUUGCUUGGAUAUAUAGCUGCUUGCUUUGUUUUUCUCA
This is a messenger RNA of Beta vulgaris subsp. vulgaris (sugar beet), 2526 nucleotides long. RefSeq names its product serine/threonine-protein kinase PBL34. The record is from RefSeq and is a predicted model, not a curated record. The transcript is spliced from 6 exons. Gene Ontology annotation, molecular function: ATP binding; protein kinase activity. Gene Ontology annotation, biological process: protein phosphorylation. The coding region runs from base 493 to 1947 and encodes 484 amino acids. Lineage: Eukaryota; Viridiplantae; Streptophyta; Magnoliopsida; Caryophyllales; Amaranthaceae.